Molecule: messenger RNA, 3180 nt
Organism: Mesocricetus auratus (golden hamster)
Lineage: Eukaryota; Metazoa; Chordata; Mammalia; Rodentia; Cricetidae
Gene: Ptpn12
Product: protein tyrosine phosphatase non-receptor type 12
Exons: 18
Coding region: 73-2391 (772 amino acids)
Biological process (GO): peptidyl-tyrosine dephosphorylation
Cellular component (GO): nucleus; cytoplasm
Molecular function (GO): non-membrane spanning protein tyrosine phosphatase activity
Source: RefSeq, a predicted model, not a curated record
CGGAGCGAGCUGGGGCGGACGGAGCGGGCGCUGCGGCGGCGCGCGGGCGGACGGCGGGGGGCACGCGGGAGGAUGGAGCAAGUGGAGAUCCUGCGGAGGUUCAUCCAGAGGGUACAGGCCAUGAAGAGUCCGGACCACAAUGGGGAGGACAACUUCGCCCGGGACUUCAUGCGAUUAAGAAGAUUGUCAACCAAAUAUAGAACAGAAAAGAUUUACCCCACAGCCACUGGAGAAAAAGAAGAGAAUGUUAAAAAGAACAGAUAUAAGGACAUACUGCCAUUUGACCACAGCCGAGUUAAGUUGACUUUGAAGACUCCAUCUCAAGAUUCAGACUAUAUCAAUGCAAAUUUUAUUAAGGGCGUCUAUGGGCCAAAAGCGUAUGUGGCGACCCAAGGCCCUUUAGCGAACACUGUCAUAGACUUUUGGAGGAUGAUAUGGGAGUACAAUGUCGUGAUCAUCGUAAUGGCCUGUCGAGAAUUUGAGAUGGGAAGGAAAAAGUGUGAGCGCUACUGGCCUUUGUAUGGAGAAGAUCCUAUAACAUUUGCACCAUUUAGAAUUUCUUGUGAAAACGAGCAAGCAAGAACAGACUACUUCAUUCGAACACUUUUACUUGAGUUUCAAAAUGAAUCUCGUCGGCUCUAUCAGUUUCAUUAUGUGAACUGGCCAGACCAUGAUGUUCCUUCAUCGUUUGAUUCUAUUCUGGACAUGAUAAGCUUAAUGAGGAAAUACCAAGAACAUGAAGAUGUGCCUAUUUGUAUUCAUUGCAGUGCAGGCUGUGGAAGAACAGGUGCUAUCUGUGCCAUAGAUUAUACAUGGAACUUGCUCAAAGCUGGGAAAAUUCCAGAGGAAUUUAACGUAUUUAAUUUAAUACAAGAAAUGCGAACACAAAGGCACUCUGCAGUACAAACAAAGGAGCAAUAUGAGCUUGUCCAUAGAGCUAUUGCACAACUGUUUGAAAAACAGCUACAACUGUAUGAAAUUCAUGGAGCACAGAAAAUCGCUGAUAGUAAUGAAAUUACCACUGGAAAUAUGGUCAGCUCCGUCGAUAGUGAAAAACAAGAUUCUCCUCCUCCAAAGCCACCAAGGACUCGGAGCUGCCUUGUGGAAGGGGACGCCAAGGAAGAGAUACUGCAGCCUCCGGAGCCUCACCCGGUGCCGCCCGUCCUGACCCCUUCUCCCCCUUCAGCCUUUCCAACCGUUACCACUGUGUGGCAGGACAAUGACAGGUACCACCCAAAGCCAGUGCUACACGUGGUCUCAUCAGAGCAACACUCGACAGACCUCAACAGAAAUUAUAACAAGUCAUCAGACGCUGCAGGGAGAAAUGAGUCCACUGUUGAACACAUAGACAAGAAACUAGAGCGAAAUUUAAGUUUUGAGAUUAAGAAAGUCCCUCUCCAAGAGGGACCCAAAAGUUUUGAUGGGAACGCACUCUUGAAUAGAGCACAUGCAAUUAAGAUUAAAUCUGCUCCGAUGUCUGUGACCGACAAGACCUCCAGGCCACAGGAGUUAAAUUCGGGUGAUGUAAAAGUUGACGAUGUUCCUCAGAAUUCUUGUGUGGACUGCAGUGCGGUACCUUUAGACAGAGCCCCCGAUUCUUCAGAACAAUCUCCAGACUCACUCACACUGCCACGGCCAGACCGCUUGCCUCUUGAUAAGAAAGGACAUGUAACAUGGUCAUUUCAUGGACCUGAAAAUGCCAGCCCUGUGUCUGACUCAUCUGAAGGGAAAUCACCAGAUAACCAUUCUCAGCCUGUAAAAACUGCGAGUUCAACAGCAAGCUCUACUCCAGAAGUCGGGGCCCGAGAGCUUGUGGAUCCCCAAGACAGCUCCCCUAUGUUGGGAGCACCGCUCAGCUUUACCAACCCUCUUCACUCUGAUGACUCAGACUCAGAUGAAAGGGACUUGGAUGGUGCUGUGACCAAGAGCAAAACUAGCAUUUCAACGGCAAGUGCCACCGUUUCUGCUGCCAGGAGUGCCGAAAGCGCUUCCACUAGGAAGGUGUUGACGAUGUCCAUUGCUCGGCAGGAUUUGACAGGUGCUGAAAAAGAUGUUGAUGUUAGUGAAGAGUCACCUCCUCCCCUACCUGAACGAACUCCUGAAUCUUUCGUAUUAGCAAGUGAGCACAGUACGCCUGUGAGACCUGAAUGGAGUGAAUUUCCAUGUCAGGAGUGGUCUGGACAAGGAGAGUCUGAAGGCUUGAUAACCUCUGGAAGUGAAAAAUAUGAUGCAGGGGGUGUCCACACAGAGGCCUGCACAGACUGUCCACCUACAUUCAGUGACAAGAAAAGUCAAGUGACAGAAAGUCUAACAGAAGCCACGGAUAUUGGUUUUGGCAAUCGCUGUGGAAAACCUAAAGGACCAAGAGAUCCACCUUCAGAAUGGACAUGAUUCAGGGAGUUAAAAGACACUUUAAAUUAUACUGGACAAUUCAAGUGCCACUGAAAGCCAGAUUUAUAGGACUCCGUCUUUAAAAUGUGGGACUAACAGCAGUGUAGAUUGUUACCUUAAUAAUUUUGCUGGGACCAUCUACCUGCCUUAUACUACACUUAGGAAAAAGUAUUACAUAUUGUUUAUUUUGUAACUUCAAGUAUUAUUGCCUUAAUGUCUCUUAACCCUGUUACAAGCUGCUUGUAGACCUGUUAAUAUAGUAAUACUUUUAUGAUAAAUUGAGUUAAAGGACUACUCUUUUGCCAUUUUAUCAUGUAUGCAUUAUUUUGUAUAUGUACAGGGCAAGUAGGUAUAUAAUUUGAUAAAGUUGAAGUUAUAAAAUAUUAUUAACAAGAUGUAAGAAUUUCUGCAUGGUCUAAGUCUUUGUGUACCUUAUUUGUAAAUUAUUUGCCCUGAAGUUUUAGAAACCAGUUUCUGAAUUUUAAAACUGCUGGGCUCAGGCACCCAGCACUGCAGGUUAUCAGAGAUCAAAGAUUGUAACAAUAAUGCAUUUUGUAAAUUGUAAGCGAGAAGUUAUUUUUAUAUUAUUACUGUCUAAUUGUUCGUCUUGAUGGUUCUUGUUUUCAUCUAGUCACAGAGAUUCAGUAAGUGCCUUGGAACAAUAUUGAAUUCUCUUAGCUUGUAUGUGUUACUUUAAAAUUUGAACUCAACUGGGAUUAGAAGACUAUCAGAAUAUAUGUAUGUUUCACAGUAUUUGACCUGUUAUUAAAAAAAAGUUUUACAGUGCUA